UGAAAAUCGGGUUCUUUGCAGCAGGCCAUGUCCUUCCCACAAGUCCUGAGUGUUUGUCAGAUGUUUAUAGAGCCUUCAUUAACGGAGAGCUCCCUCUGAUAAGAGGUCGGAGCUCAGCAUCAAGGGCCAGAUAAGCACAAGUGGAGGCCACUGUGGGGAGGCAGAUGAGAGCCUGUGAACUAGGCAAGGAGGUUUUUUUUUUUUUUUUUUUUUUUUUCCCAGAGACUUAGGCAAGACAAUGUGGGCCUGCUCCUUCCCGGCUCCUCCCUGCACCAGCUAACACACCUCAGCCGCCCACAGUCUGCUGUCCUGGGCAAGCGUGCCAUCCCAAGAUGUGCAGUGGGGUGCUGUGGGUAGCCCUGCCCUUGCUCUCACUACUGGCCUGCUCAGGGCAAGGGAAGCCACUGGAAAGCCGGGUGAGGCUCUCCUCAGGGGAAGAUGCCCGCCAUUGGCUUGGGGAACUCAGAAGUGAGCCAGGAGCGGGGGCUUUCGACCUGAGGAUGUUCCUGGAGAACAUGAAGGUGGAUUUUCUGCGCAGCCUGAACCUGAGUGGAGUCCCUUCACAGGACAAAACCCAAGCAGAGCCGCCGCAGUACAUGAUCGACUUGUACAACAGAUACACCACCGACAAGUCUUCCACCCCCAUGUCCAACAUCGUGCGCAGCUUCAGCGUAGAAGAUGCCAUCUCUUUGUCUACCACAGAAGAUUUCCCCUUGCAGAAACACAUCCUGCUGUUCAACAUCUCCAUUCCCAGGCAUGAACAGAUCACCAGGGCAGAACUCCGGCUCUAUGUCUCCUGUCAAAGCCAUGCGGAUUUCUCUCAUCAGCUGAAAGGAAAAGUGGCCAUUUAUGAUGUCUUGGAUGGAGCAGAUGCCUGGAGUGCUUCUGAGGGAACCAAGACUUUCCUGGUAUCCCAAGACAUUCAGGAUGAGGGCUGGGAGACCUUUGAAGUCUCCAGUGCUGUGAAGCGGUGGAUCAGGGCAGACUCCACCAAGAGUAAAAAUAAACUGAAGGUGGCUGUGGGGAAUCACAGGAAGGGCUGUGAUAAGCUGGAUAUAAGUGUUCCCCCAGGAUCCAAAAACUUGCCCUUCUUUGUUGUCUUUUCCAAUGACCGCAGCAAUGGGACCAAGGAGACCAGGCUGGAGCUCAGGGAAAUGAUUGGCCAUGAGCAGGAGACUGUACUCAAGAGGUUGUCUGAGAAUGGCCCAGCAGUGGCAGGAGGAGAAAAUAAGAAUGAUGAGGACAUGGAAGGCUACAUGGCUGAAGGCUCGGCCUUGGUCAGAAGGAAAAGGAGUGCUGGGGCCAGCAACCACUGUCAGAAGACCUCUCUUCGGGUGAACUUUGAGGACAUUGGCUGGGACAGCUGGAUCAUUGCACCCAAGGAAUAUGAUGCCUUUGAGUGUAAAGGUGGCUGCUUCUUUCCCCUGGCAGAUGAUGUGACUCCUACGAAACAUGCCAUUGUGCAGACCUUGGUACACCUCAAAUUCCCCACGAAGGUGGGCAAGGCCUGCUGUGUGCCCACCAAACUGAGCCCUAUCUCCAUCCUCUAUAAAGAUGACAAUGGAGUCCCCACCCUCAAGUACCACUAUGAAGGGAUGAGCGUGGCAGAGUGUGGGUGCAGGUAGUGCCGGUCCAUGGGUGGGGGAGGUCAAGUGGGGGCAUCUUAAUGAGAAGCCUUGUGUCCCCCCUGGCACAACAGGGAUGACAUCCGUCAGUAUGCCAGCCUGGAAUAAGAGAAGGAAUAAGAGCUUCUUUGUCUUCAAGGUAAAGGCCUGCAUGCCCUCCCACCACCCACCCCAAGCAUACACCAUGAUGUUUAACUGAAAGGACAGUCAAGGGAGGUGGGGGUUUGAGGAGAAGAGGAAUAUCUGGAAGCAUUGCUAGAAUGGAAGGGGAGAAGGAAAUGGGACAAGAAAAAAAUAAUCUAAUGUCAGAAGAAAAUUUAGGAGAAUGAGCCAUAGAAGGGAAGACUUGUAGAAAUUCAGAGAGACAUUAAGGGGUUUAAUCCAAUAACCCCAAUGCAUGCAGGGAAAGAUGACAGGCUAAGUGCUCUACACCCAUCAUUGUAUGUACUCCCACACCCUAGUGAGAUGGGUAUUAUGGCCCACAAUUUAUACAUGCAGAGCCCAGGAUUUAGGCAGGUCAAGUAAUACUGGUCAUUGACAUGAUUCCAACCUACAAUCUCUAUGAGUUUGAUGACACCAAAGCUUAGGCUCUUCCCAAGUUCCAAUAAGUUUAGCAGGUGUCAUUGAGAGGCAGAAAUUACAGAGCAAGCUGAACCAAAAAAUGGCUAGUACCCAUGAGCAUGACUGGGCUGCUUGUACUAUCACAGAAUCCAAAACUUCUCAGGGCCUGUGCUGAUUCAGUAGCUAAAUGCUUUUUAAAAUGACUCCCCCCUUCCCAAAAUACAGAAAAGCUACCCAUCCAAACUCUCUGCAGGGUAGAGAGAGUACUGCACAGUAGUCCCCCCCCCCAUUUUAUUCAAUAAGACAGAGUGGAGAUAAGAAAAAUAGACACUUGCAGACUUGCUUCACUGCUCAUGAAGUGUCUCUGCUGUAGGUGGAGAGAAGGGACUCAAACCUGGGUCCUUGUGCAUGGCACUAUGUGUGCAUAGCCGAGUGUGCCACUGUCUGGCCCCAGACAAUAGUCCUUGAAUCCAGAGUGCAUUGUGACCAGAGCUACUUCAAGACACAGUGCUUAUGCAGACAACCACUCCCACAAAGCUACUUGUUACCAUUGGAUUCAAACACUAUGGUAGUUUGGCAUGGAAGCACUUUCUUUUUUCUUUUUUCUUUUUUCUUUUUUCUUUUUUUUUUUUUUUGCCCUGAGACAUAGAACAAGCUGCUGCCUGAGUUUAUCAGUCACUCUCAGCAUAACCACUUCACCAGCAUAAUAUCCCUAGACCUCCCUCCCACAGGGACACCAGGGAAAACUGGAUUUGGAUUUCAAUUUGUUAGAAUAAGUGCACACACUGGGUAUUUGCAGUGUCCCUAUUUUUAGCCCUGGUGACAAGUACUCUCAAGUGGUGAUAUCCAGCUUUCCUGGGUUAGGACUCCCCAGCCUCUGAAAACUCAGGUCCUCUCAGAGACAGCUGGGUCUACCUGCAUUUUCUUGAGUGAUGUGCAUCCCAAUCUUUGUUGUGAGUUUGAGCUUAGACUAUGGGAUCAGCCCCUAAAAGGAACUUUCCUGUGUUUCAUCCUUUCCUCUGAUUCUUGACACUACACAUGGGAAAAGGAUAGAUUGAGGAAGUGAUGAAUACCACUGUAUGGCCCAUCUGAUGGUUAGCCAGAAUUGAGGCUAUAGGGGGCCCAAAGAGACCUGGGUCAUACCCACUGGCUUAAGCACCCAGUAUAUUCAAAAACAAUGUGAUUUGUGUUAAAUGUUUACAUGUAAUCAAUGAACAGCUUUAACACAAAAGAAUACAACAGAGCAUCAUUGUUUAAUUACUGGAGUUGUAUAAAAAUACUAAUUCCUGGUACGACGAUGUUCCUAAAGAUGGAUUGUGGACAUCUUUCAGUCCUGGUGGUGUGUCUCUGUGCCUGCAUCAAAAUUUUAUUUGGAAAUAAAAUUAACUGUUUAA
Messenger RNA from Erinaceus europaeus (western European hedgehog), 3580 nucleotides. RefSeq names its product growth differentiation factor 2 (gene GDF2). Gene Ontology annotation, biological process: BMP signaling pathway; SMAD protein signal transduction. NCBI's taxonomy places the organism in Eukaryota, Metazoa, Chordata, Mammalia, Eulipotyphla, Erinaceidae. Gene Ontology annotation, molecular function: growth factor activity; cytokine activity. Gene Ontology annotation, cellular component: extracellular region. The record is from RefSeq and is a predicted model, not a curated record. Bases 333 to 1625 code for a protein of 430 amino acids. The transcript is spliced from 2 exons.